AUGUUAGAUAAUCCCAACGAGGCAAUCUUGCCAGACUUCAUGACCAUGGAGUAUGCCACGGCCAGGGCUCGUCUAAUCGCUAGAGGUCUCGCGAACGAAGAAGCAGCUGCGGAAGCGCUUGAAACCAUCUGGACCUUCAACAAUGAUGCUGCCAAAGACGCUUGGGCAGAGCAAGCGGAAAUAGAACUAAGGCAGGCUCAAGAAGCUCGGCGGGUCGCAGCCGAGCAAGAGCAAGAAUGGCAGCAAGCGCUCGAAGACGAACUUAUUGCAGCGCGCAAGGAAGAGCACAAGAAGAAUAAAGCUAAAUUCGUCCCUGUCUCUACAGCUAAGAUACCAACCAUCCCUACCGUCAUCCCUUCUAACUAUGCUGUACGCAAACUUAAAACUGGGGAUUACUGCGAACUCUUUUACUUCACCAACAAAGGCCUGUCCGAAGCCAAGAAGAAUCUUCUCUCAACAGAACCGCAAGGCUUAAUCCUGGUCCCGGGCGCAGACGGCCAACAGAUGUGGGUUAACGCGGAUGAAACCCGCAACUCUAAAACUGUCAUCAUCAAGGACGAGAAUCUAUCUUGGGAAGAAUUCAACGAAGCCGCACCGCGCAUGAUCACGGCUAUGAAGCAACAAGAAUGGCCAGAAGAUCGCAUUAACAUGCACAUAAUUUUGGACAGCUCUUCAAAAUCAUCGUUGGCGUCAUGCUACGGACCUUCUGAAGCAACGUGCACUCUUACUCUACCAGAGUCAGCAACGCAGAAUGUGGCACCUCACAGCUGGUGGUCCGCACGGAUGGUCUAUAGCGGAGCUCAAUCAAGAGCUCAUCCUCAAAGUGAGAGAGGAGAUUUUCAACAUAGAUCGCGAUCAAGCCCUCGCGACACUCAGACAGGUACGAGAAUCCUCUUACAAUAG
Messenger RNA from Suillus fuscotomentosus, 903 nucleotides. RefSeq lists its product as uncharacterized. The coding region runs from base 1 to 903 and encodes 300 amino acids. Lineage: Eukaryota; Fungi; Basidiomycota; Agaricomycetes; Boletales; Suillaceae. The record is from RefSeq and is a predicted model, not a curated record. The transcript has a single exon.